Pangasianodon hypophthalmus (striped catfish) is the source of this 4487-nucleotide messenger RNA. RefSeq names its product protocadherin gamma-A10. Gene Ontology annotation, biological process: homophilic cell-cell adhesion. The transcript has 3 exons. Lineage: Eukaryota; Metazoa; Chordata; Actinopteri; Siluriformes; Pangasiidae. The coding region runs from base 1957 to 4329 and encodes 790 amino acids. The record is from RefSeq and is a predicted model, not a curated record. Gene Ontology annotation, molecular function: calcium ion binding. Gene Ontology annotation, cellular component: plasma membrane.
AACUGUGUCCUCUCUUCAUGAUAGAUUUUUUUUUUUUUGCUAGCUUGCAGUGUUGAAUUUCAAAAUGAAUUUUAAUACACUUUUUUCUCAAUUCAAAGGAAUGCAUUUUUUUCAGCUUGUAAACAGUAAUGAGAAUAACGAGUCUCUUUUUGAGGAAAACUGUACAUUUCUUUGACUGAUCAUGUAUAUAGUGGCAUGGGCUUUUGGUAACAUUUGCAUCAAGCAUGAUUUAAACAGUCCACUCUACACUGAAAAAGGAAGAGGAGGAGGAAGAGACAGAAUUAUGAAUUUCAUUAUGAUAUUUAUGUUCUUUUUUUUUUUUUUUUUCUUUUUGGGCUUGAUUUUGGUCUUUUGUUACUGCAGACAUUUGUUUCUGUUGUUCCUUGUUACUGACUCAUGGCUUGUUUUGUGUGGCGCUUAACUGUUCGUGAGGAUACACAGAUAGUCCCAUUUUGAUAUUGGCAUCAAGGCCAGUAGCUGCACUGAAUACUUCCUAAUCAGAGCUUCUGAAGUAAUCUCUAAACUCCUCAAUGUCAUGUGUGGCUCAGGACACAAUGGUUUGAUUUUGCUUUGUUGAACUUCUGAUUAUAUUUUGGAAUACGGAGAAAUGUUGUGCGCUUGGACUAGCAGUGCUCUCCUGAAUAAACAAAAGGCCAUUUUAGGUAAAAUAUAUUAACGCAUUAGUGUAUUGUUCUCUGUGAUGUGGCAUGUUACUUUUUGAUGUUUGCUGGAUAUUUCAAAUGUUAAAUUAUGCCUUAUUUAUUUCUUAAGGGUAUUUUUGUCAUUGUAAAGCUCACAUGUGAACAGACAAACACAUAUGCUGUUACCACUAGUUUCUCAAAUGUUUAUUUAUUUUUAUUUAUUUAUUGUUUUAAAUAGAGAAAGUCUAGGAGAUGAGACUUAUCUCAACACAUCUACAAACCCAGAGCUGUCCGUGGUGCUGAAACACUGUUUUCCUCUGCUUACUCUGCUUUCUUACUUAGCUUAGGACAAUUGACAUGUGAAUGUUAUUUUGCUUGCCUCAUGCAUGAAUAAAAGAUGAAUAAAAAUGAAAUAUUAAGCAUCAUCAACAACAUAAAUAAUAAUAAUAAUAAUAAUAAUAAUAAUAAUAAUAAUAAUAAUAAUAAUAUAAGGCAUGUUUCACGCCAAUCUAUCGUUUCGUAUUACAACGAAGCUCGACAAAUAUGCAUUCAUUAAUACCUAUGCUCUUGUAGCUAGAAAAUUUAACUUUUCUUCUAUCUCUUCUGGUGUCAUUCAUAAUUUAGGAGAAAAUAAUGUAAAUCAUUUUUUGUCCCGUAAAAAGCAAACAAAGAAUGAAGCGGCAUCCAUGCAGCGUAGAUAAUUACUGCACCACUAAACUAUAAAAAACAAUUGUAAUUUACAGACCUUUAUUUUCCUCUCAUGGUAAAAUGUGCUUUAAAGCUAAAAUUCAGUACUAAAUGUGUUUAUUGACUGUUCUUUCAGAUCAUUUCUUAUUUCUGACGCAGUGCAGAAGACAAAGAAAAAAGAAAACAUAUAACAAUCCAGUUCCCUGUCAUUUGUUUAGCGUUAGUUCUCAGUACUUUUUCUUAAUUGUCCAUUAUAAAAGCCUAAUGAUUUGGUGAGUAAAAGAAAAAAAAUCCUUUUGAUGUUGUUAUAGUCGGUAAAUCCUCUCCACAGUCAACGAGAGCUGAAAGAGUGUAUACUAUGUGCUCACAUUCCGUAAAUAUUCGGCUAAUGUGUGCUUGUAGUGAACACAAUAUACUCAGAGCGUCGCUGUUCACCAUCACAUCCUCUUGCUGUGGAGCAUUUCCUCCCAUCUCUGACAUAUUCAUCUGCAGACAUCAGUGACGCCAAAGCAAGCUACACACAAAAUGGAGUAAUCUAAUCGUUCUCUUCCUGGAGAGAUUUUUGACAGUUUUUGCAGACUACAUCAAUAAAACAACGUUAGGUUGAAUUAUUCGGAAUUCUGUAAAUAUGGGAUGCAGGGAGCUUUCAGUUGUGCUGUCGACUCUCCUCACAGCGCUCCUUUUCUUUCUUUUCCCCGCCGCCCGUGGAGAUCUGAGCUAUUCUGUUCCAGAGGAAACCAGGCGUCAGUAUGUGGUCGGAAAUAUUGCAAAAGACGUCGGAGUCGGAGCUCAAAGUUUAUCAGCACGUAAGGCGAGAAUAAACACGGAAGACAGCAGUAAACGGUACAUUGACAUAAAUCUGAAUUCUGGAGAUUUGAUCGUAGUGGAGAGAAUCGACAGAGAGAUGCUUUGUGGUUCAAGGAUUAACUGCAUCUUAAAUUAUGAGCUCGUUUUAGCCAAUCCGCUUGAGGUGCAUCGCAUUUCUCUGAAUAUUGAGGAUAUUAAUGACAAUGCGCCAAAAUUCGGUAACGAGCGCAUUUCGUUUGAAAUCCGCGAGUCCGCUGAUAAAGGGCAGCGUUUCCGUUUGGAUGAAGCUCAUGAUUAUGAUAUCGGACAAAACGGAGUGAAUGGCUAUUCACUAGAAAAGAAUAAACAUUUUGUUUUGUCUGUAGCAGGAAACACUGAGAGGGGUAAAUACGCAGAGCUUGUGUUGGAGAAAGAGCUGGAUCGCGAACAACAGAAGGAUAUUGACUUGAUUCUUACUGCAGUGGAUGGCGGGAUUCCUCAGAGAUCAGGGACUGCUGUUAUACACAUCACUGUGCUAGAUGCUAAUGAUAAUGUUCCGGUGUUCAGUCAGCCUGUAUAUAAAGUCGUUUUAGCUGAAAACGCACCGAUAGGAACAGAAGUCGUUACUGUGAGCGCAGAAGAUGCAGAUGAAGGAGCAAAUGGGGAAGUUUCAUAUGAAUUCAGUCGCAUUGCUCAUAACGCAGCACAAUUAUUUACUAUUGAUAAAUUCACUGGACUAAUUAAGGUAGCUGGAGAUGUCGACUACGAGGAGGAAAAAUAUUAUGAAAUUAGAGUUCAAGCCAAAGAUGGAUCUGGUUUAGCAUCGACUGCAAGUGUUAUUAUAGAUAUUACUGAUGAAAACGACAAUGCUCCACAGAUUAUUCUUACCUCUGUAAACAAUCCUAUACUGGAGAACACUAUUGUCGGCACUGAAGUGGCAAUUAUUAAUGUUCAGGAUAAAGACUCUGGUGAUAACAGACAGAUUUAUUGUUCAAUUCAGGGAAAUGUUCCUUUUAAAUUAAAUCCAUCUAUUAAGAACUAUUUUUCUCUAACUAACACAAAUCCCCUGGACCGAGAGACAGAGGCAUAUUAUAAUAUAACUAUUACUGCUACUGAUGGAGGCUCUCCACCUUUAUCCUCAUCCAUGACCAUUCAUCUAUCUGUAUCAGAUAUCAAUGAUAAUCCUCCUGUAUUUGAACAGCAAUCCUACACUGCAUAUGUAGUGGAAAAUAACAAACCAGGAACCUCCAUUAGUUCUGUUACUGCAAGAGACCCAGACUGGAGGCAGAACGGUACAGUCCUGUAUUCUCUGCUGCCCAGUGAGAUAAACGGUGUUCCAGUGUCCUCAUUUUUAUCCAUUAACUCAGAUACAGGAGUGAUCCAUGCUGUCAGGUCAUUUGACUAUGAAAAGUUCCGAAACUUUAAAGUCCAGGUCGUAGCCAGAGACAAUGGUUCUCCUCCACUCAGCAGCAACGUGACUGUGAGUGUGUUCAUAUCAGAUGAGAAUGAUAACUCUCCACAGAUAUUAUACCCUGCUCCAGAGGGAAAGUCUUUAAUGACUGAGAUGGUCCCUAAAGCUGCUCUCUCUGGCUCUCUGCUCUCCAAAGUCAUCGCUGUGGAUGCUGACUCUGGACAGAACGCGUGGCUGUCCUAUCACAUUGUCAAAUCUACUGAUCCGGGACUUUUCACUAUUGGGCUCCAUAGUGGAGAGAUCAGGGCUCAGAGGGACAUUACUGAAUCUGACAGCAUGAAACAGAACCUUGUUAUCUCAGUCAAAGAUAACGGACAGCCGCCUCUCUCUGCUACCUGUUCUGUAUAUUUACUGAUUUCUGAUAAUCUUGCUGAAGUUCCCGAACUGAAAGACAUGACUUAUGAGGAGAACAAUUCCAAACUGACUUUUUACUUGAUCAUCGCGCUAGUUUCCGUGUCCACCUUCUUUCUGACUUUCAUUAUUCUCAUCCUGGCUGUGAGGUUUUGUCACAGGAGAAAGCCCAGACUGUUGUUUGAUGGAGCAGUCGCCAUUCCCAGCGCCUAUCUCCCUCCCAACUAUGCAGAGGUGGAGGGAGCUGGAACUCUGCGCACUUCUUACAAUUAUGACACGUAUCUAACAACAGGAUCACGCACCAGUGACUUCAAGUUCAUCACAUCUUACAAUGACAAUACUCUUACUUCUACUGGUACUCUUAAACUGGCCAAAAUGAUCUGUUUGGCUUAAAUACAAAUGAUAAAGAUAGUGAUGAGCAAAAGCCACCGAACAAUGACUGGCGCUUACCUCCAAACCAGAGGCCUGGACCUAGUGGAGCUGGAGUUCGUCCUGAAGAGGCUGGUGCCGGUGCAGUAGUGGGAACAGGACCGUGGCCGAACCCCCCCACU